Molecule: messenger RNA, 1130 nt
Organism: Cuscuta europaea
Lineage: Eukaryota; Viridiplantae; Streptophyta; Magnoliopsida; Solanales; Convolvulaceae
Source: the annotation of a GenBank genome assembly
AAUUGAUACUACACUACUACUUCUGAGUUGUGAAGGGGCGUCCAGAGGGCCCUAAACUGAAAAAAGGCCCACGCGAAGAACUGAAGGCCUGAAGCAGUAAAUCAGUAAUGAACGACCUGCAUUAGUCUACCUUACAGGCUUACAGCUAGUCGAACUGUCGAAGCAGACAAGCAUACAAGUUGAGACUACUUGAGACCUGCUGCCACUCACGCCAAUCGGCAAGCUCGGUAUCGACCUAGUCGCCCCUGCAAUUCCUUAUUUCGCUUCGCUGACCGCAGUGCCCUGCUGCCCCGUGCGCCUGCGCCUGUGCAACUGUGCCUUCGCCCGCUCCCGAUUCCCUGUUCGCUGAGUCGCUGAUAUUCCGAUUAUCAGAAGGCUAUCCAUUUUGUGGUAUAACAUGGAUGCCACAAUGACUCACUUCCAAGAAAAAUUGAUCGAGCUAGAAAUUGAAGGAGAGAGUAUUUUAUUGGCACGACAAGAGUUAGUUGAGAAUGACAGGGAAAGAAACAGAAAUAGGGAAGCAUUGACGGCGUUAAGGAAGAGAGCCAAGACUUCAAAAAGCAGCAUAAGUCUACCUUUUGAGUCGAUUAUGCGGGGUAUCGAGUCAAGACCAUUGGUGAAGGAGAUUUGUUCAACUUGCGGCAAUCAUGAUGUGAAGGAAAGCAACUGGCUUAUGUUUCCAGGAACUGACGUGUUUGCUAGUAUUCCAUUUCAUGCUGUCCAUACGAUUCUGGAGCAAGAUCAAAAUAAACUAGAUUAUGAAGCUAAGAAACUCCAAAGCCAUGUGAAGGAGAAGUCUUUUUGUAUAUCAGAAAAAGGAGUUCUUGCUGACAAGAUCAGCCCUGGCGUUCUUAGAUCUUUGGUGACCUUGUCUGAUGAUCCAAAGAAAGCUGCCCCAACUGAAUGACUCCUUCAUUCGGACAACCCCGGUUUGCUGACAACUGCUUACUUCACUCUUCGCCACACCCUCCCCUGUUUUGUUGCGGUUAUUACUAUUAAAUCCUUCAAAUUAGUACUCUGGAAACUAGUAUAACAUCUGCAACAUGGCUCAAUAGUAUUGUAAUACUAUCGUAUAUGGUUGCACAGUUUGUAUCUAUGCAUUUUGAGGCAUUUAAAGUGUUAAUUAUCAU